AUGUACAUGACAUAUAAUGUGCAAGUGUUGGGUGACUCGAGUGAAGAUUGUGUCGAUCGGAUCAAUAAUAAAACUGUUGAAUGCACUCGACUUGUGGUCCCAGAGUUUGAUGAGACAAAUGACAAUACUUACGGCAUAUGGAAUGUGGAGCGCCGGUGCUGUGCUCUAUCAGUAUUCAAUGGUUGUAGGGAUAAAUAUAGCAAGAAUGAGUGCGACCACGAUAUGUUUAACGAUAAUCUCGAAAAAUACAAUUAUACGUUUAAUACAGGCAUGUGCAAAGAUCACAAAUAUGUGAAAGAUCAAAAACAAUGCAAGGGUGGCAGUGGAUUGGAAAUUAUUGGAAAGGCCUGUUGCGCUCUAUCUGUGGCAUAUGAUUGCACCGUUAAAUAUGGCAAGAUACCAAGCUGA
Medioppia subpectinata is the source of this 408-nucleotide messenger RNA. The record is from the annotation of a GenBank genome assembly. NCBI's taxonomy places the organism in Eukaryota, Metazoa, Arthropoda, Arachnida, Sarcoptiformes, Oppiidae.